AUGGCACCCUUCAUCCCGCCGCCGCCGAGCCCUGACAAACCAGGCACCCUCCCCCCUGAUACCGGGUCCGCAAUCCCCAUUCCCAUCUCCCCGCCGCCCUGGACCCUGCGCGCCAGGUCCUGGACGUUCCUGUACACCUCCAGCUCCCCAAACGCGCCUCUAGAAGCCAGCUCGCAGAACCCAAACAACACCCCCGAAGUGCUCCAGUCGGUCCUCCCAGCAGGGGCAUACCACCCUUUCGAGACCAUCCACGCCUCCGCUCUGCAAAGGCUCAGCGACGGCACCUCGCAAUUCCGAGAAACAUGGUUGAAAGCCGUCAUGAUUGUCAGAUACGAAGAAACCGACGUCGGGCCAUAUGACGAGUUGGCUUUCAUCCCGGGUAGAGCGGCGAAUCCAGAGACGGGGAAGAAGGAGAUAAGAAUCAGCAGUAUUUAUGUUUCGACGGAUGCGAGUGUCUGGAAUGGGAGAAGGAAUUGGAAUAUUCCCAAAUACCGCGCACGCUUCGAGUUCACCCCUGUCGGAGCAGACACCGCGUUGCGGGUGUACCACCCCGAGAAUUCACCUGCACCCUUGGACUCAAAGACGCCCUUCUUCACAGUCCUGCUGAAAAGCUCGUCGCUGCCGAGACUCCCCCUACCGCGACUUGCGCCGUUAACGAUCGCCCAGCCACCGCUGGCGAAAUCACGAUGGCCGCCGGGUAUUCAGGACGCCGUGAUCGCGACCGACGAUCCCGAGAAUGGACGGGAGAAUCAGUGGUUGAAUAUCACGCCGUCGUUCAAGGGAAGAUGGGGACUUGCAUAUGCGCAUACUCUAGAAGAAAAGGACGGGAAGGAGACAUUGCAGUCGCAUGGCGAUGGAUUGGGGUUUCCCAAGGUCAAGCUCCGGUGUCUUGGGGGCUAUUUUGAGGGGGAGAUUGAGUUUGGAAUUGCAGAUAUUGUUGGUUGA
This is a messenger RNA of Aspergillus nidulans FGSC A4, 945 nucleotides long. RefSeq lists its product as uncharacterized. The record is from RefSeq and is a predicted model, not a curated record. The transcript is spliced from 2 exons. NCBI's taxonomy places the organism in Eukaryota, Fungi, Ascomycota, Eurotiomycetes, Eurotiales, Aspergillaceae. The coding region runs from base 1 to 945 and encodes 314 amino acids.